This is a messenger RNA of Penicillium argentinense, 2991 nucleotides long. Its product is annotated as isoleucine--tRNA ligase ISM1. The record is from RefSeq and is a predicted model, not a curated record. Gene Ontology annotation, biological process: isoleucyl-tRNA aminoacylation. The transcript has a single exon. Gene Ontology annotation, cellular component: cytosol. Lineage: Eukaryota; Fungi; Ascomycota; Eurotiomycetes; Eurotiales; Aspergillaceae. Gene Ontology annotation, molecular function: isoleucine-tRNA ligase activity; aminoacyl-tRNA deacylase activity; tRNA binding. The coding region runs from base 1 to 2991 and encodes 996 amino acids.
AUGCAACCACCAGGGCGAUCGCUCCCUCGAUCCUGGACGUCGACUCUGAAACUUCCCAAGUCGAAUUUUCCUCCGCGAGUGUCGCCGGCCGACCGGACAAAAUACCUGAAACGAUGUACCGAUGACCUGUACGCCUGGCAGCGCCGCGAACGAGCGGCCGCAAAGCCUUUCAUCCUCCACGAUGGCCCACCCUACGCGAACGGCGAAUUGCAUAUCGGGCACGCAUUGAACAAGAUUCUCAAGGACAUCAUCAAUCGCAUACAAUUGGGACGAGGAAAGCAAGUGCGAUAUGUGCCGGGGUGGGAUUGUCAUGGAUUGCCAAUCGAGCUCAAAGCUCUACAGGGGCUGCGUGAUGCAGGCAUAGUGGACAAGUCGGUCAACCCUGCUGUCAUUCGCAAGUCAGCGAGACAGCUUGCGCGACAGACUGUCAAGGAGCAGAUGAAAGGAUUCAAAGGGUUUGGCGUGAUGGCAGACUGGGAGAACUACUGGAAGACAAUGGACCGAGAUUUCGAGAUGCGACAACUGGGGAUCUUUCGGGAAAUGGUAGACCACGGGCUCAUCUACCGCAAGUUCAAACCGGUUUAUUGGUCGCCAUCGACGGGCACCGCGCUCGCGGAGGCAGAACUGGAAUACAAGGACGAUCAUGUGUCGACUGCAGCUUUGAUCAAAUUCCCACUUGCGAGUGUUCCGGAGCACAUCACCAAGAACCCAUCACUUGACUCAAACGAGAUUAGCGCCGUCAUUUGGACCACCACGCCCUGGACCCUGCCUGCAAAUGCCGCCAUCGCAGUCAGCGAGUCGCUCGAGUAUGCCAUUGUCCAAUCAGAGAAGCAUGGCUAUCUGCUCAUCGCCCAGUCUCGGUUCGAAUAUCUGCAGAGUAUGCUCAGGGAGAAUUUGUCUAUCAUCGUCCCGUCUAUUCUCGGUUCAGAGCUGGCCGAGAAAGCCACGUAUCGCCCCCUGUUCAAGAGCCCAGAUGCCGAGGCGCAGCCCAUUAUCGGCGCGGACUUCGUGACUGCCGACUCGGGAUCCGGAUUGGUUCAUUGCGCUCCUGGCCAUGGUAUGGAAGAUUACGAGGCCUGCCUAGCACGUGGUAUCGAGGUGUUCGCGCCGGUCAAUGACGAAGGCCGAUUCACAGAGAAAGCCAUGCCACACGACCCGACGCGUUUAACCGGAAAGGUCGUGCUGGGCGAAGGUAACGAAGCUGUUCUGGAAUACGCUAAGACGCGGAAUCAGCUACUUGCGCAGCACAAGUACGAGCACAAGUACCCCUACGACUGGCGUUCCAAGCGGCCCAUCAUUGUGCGGGCGACGGAGCAAUGGUUCGCCGAUGUUGCCGACAUUCGCAAAAACGCACUGAAGUCGCUGGAAGAUGUUCGGUUCGUCCCGGAAACAGGAAAAUCCAGAUUGGACAAUUUCGUUAAGAACCGAAGCGAAUGGUGCAUAUCGCGGCAACGCGCCUGGGGUGUUCCUAUUCCUGCCCUGUAUCACCGCACUACGGGCGAGGCUGUCCUCACCAAGGACAGUGUCUCUCACAUCAUGAACACCAUCCAAGAACGAGGCGUUGACGCUUGGUGGACUGACAGCGCUGAUGAUAUCGCCUGGGUUCCUCCAUGCCUACAGGAUGACUCUGCUGGCUAUCGACGUGGAACCGACACUAUGGACGUCUGGUUUGACAGUGGUACCAGUUGGGCGGAAAUUGAUGUGCCCACCGAAGGACGAACCCACCCGGCGGAUGUGUAUCUGGAGGGAUCCGAUCAGCAUCGUGGCUGGUUUCAAUCGGGCCUUCUCACCUACACUGCGCACCAGCUCGCCAGCGGCACGAACGAUACCCGGGCUCCUUUCCGUAACCUAAUUACACAUGGAUUCACUCUUGACGAAGAUGGUCGCAAGAUGAGCAAGUCUAUUGGAAACACCAUUCCCCCUCAGACAAUCAUGGAUGGCACGUUGCUACCCCCGUUAAAGCCGCGGAAGAGCAAGGGCAAGAAGCAACCUGAAAACCAAGAACCAACCUACGACGCUCUGGGCCCUGAUGCACUCCGUCUCUGGGCUGCUGGAAGCGACUACACGCACGACGUGGUGGUCGGAAAGCAGGUGCUUCAAGGCGUGCAUACCAGUCUGCAUAAGUUCCGAGUGACCUUUAAGCUGCUCCUGGGCGCGCUCAGCGAUUUCCAACCGGAAAAUGUCGUGCCUUACGACCAGCUGCAACAAGUGGACCGAAUUGCACUCAAGCAUCUUUCCGACAUGGUCCUCGCCUCGGAAAAGUCCUACGAUAACUUCGAGUUCUACAAAGCCGUCAACACAAUGAACCGCUGGGCAAACCUCGAAUUCUCCUCUUUCUACAUGGAAGCCAUCAAAGACCGUCUAUACACACUAGGCGAGAACAGCAAUAGCCGUCGUGCAGCCCAAACAGCUCUCUUCUACAUCUACGCCUAUCUGCAACAGGUUCUGGCACCUAUCACCCCUCUCCUCGUGGAAGAGACAUGGGAGCACACCCCGGAAGCAAUCAAGUUGCACAACGGCCACCCCUUACAGCGCAUCGGCACCAGCCCAACAACGGAAUGGCAGAAUCCCGCCCUGGACACGAACUACCAAGAAAUCGUCGCAGUGCACUCAGUUAUCAAAAACUUGCAGGAACAAGCUCGCGGCAAGAAGCAGCUCGGCUCUUCCCUGCAGUCCUUCGUGCACCUCUCUCUCCCAGGCGCAACCACCUCCGUCUUCCACCAGUACCUCUCCGAGCUACCCGAUCUCUUCGUCGUGUCAUCAGUGACCCUCGGCGUGCCAGGAGAAUCUAUUCCGAACGAGAUUGCGCAAGCCGAGUGGCAAUAUGCGAGCGAGUGCGAGCUGCCCAAUGGCCAGAAGGGACUGGUGCAUGUGUACGCGCCCCUGGCCUCUAAAUGCCCGCGUUGCUGGCGAUAUGCUGUGCCUGAGACCGAGGCGAUUGACGAAAUUUGUGGUCGGUGCGAGUCGGUCGUGGCGGAGCUGGAGGCGUAA